This is a messenger RNA of Protobothrops mucrosquamatus (brown spotted pit viper), 276 nucleotides long. Its product is annotated as RING finger protein 121-like. Gene Ontology annotation, molecular function: ubiquitin protein ligase activity; metal ion binding. The transcript is spliced from 2 exons. Gene Ontology annotation, cellular component: endoplasmic reticulum membrane; Golgi membrane. Lineage: Eukaryota; Metazoa; Chordata; Lepidosauria; Squamata; Viperidae. The annotation marks the transcript as partial. The record is from RefSeq and is a predicted model, not a curated record.
AUGGUGACCCUCUUCCAGAUGUGGGUCGUCCCCCUCUACUUCACCGUGAAGCUGCACUGGUGGCGGUUCCUGGGCAUCUGGGUCGUCUUCUCGGCCAUCACGGCUUUCAUCACCUUCCGGGCCACUCGGAAGCCCCUCGUCCAGACCACCCCCAGGAUUAAACCGGAAGACGGGAUGGAUUUUGGGAUCUCCCUCCUGUUCUAUGGCCUCUACUACGGAGUCCUGGAACGUGACUUUGCGGAAAUGUGUGCGGAUUACAUGGCCUCCACCAUCGGG